UCUCCACCCGCAAACGGCUCCUACGGUGAGAAAAAGGGGAAUUGAACUGUUUUAAACACGUCGACAUAAAUCUCUCUAGUACACCCUUUUUCUCUUUGCCCUCCUGACGGACUUCAUUACUUUAAACCUCUGCGCGCCAAUGCCCGAGACCACGCAGAAACGAAGGAUUUUUUUCUCUUGAGCAUGAGAAGGAUUGCCAAAUCAUCCGCAAUCCAACAUCACCGACUGAGCCACCAGCAUGAGCACUGGAUACAUAUGCUCCAGCAGAAGUUGUUGGCUAGAGAACUAACAAACCUUGGACCACAAAUACAGCUAAGAGGGGAGAGUCAGUUUUAGGUCUCCACAUAAUGGAGCGAGAAUGAACAGAGAGCGGCUUAAAAAAAAGCAUGAACUGGAGGUUUAUUGAGGUCAUCUGCUUCCUGUUUAUAUGGGACCAUAUAACAGUUCAGUCUUCCCGCCAGGACCUGUUGGCUGCUGAACAACAUGUCACCAAGCAAUAUGACUGGCUCAUCUCUGACCGCGGACCUUUCCACCACUCUCGGAGCUAUCUGUCCUUUGUGGAAAGAUUCCGCCAAGGAUUUACGACUAGAUAUAAAAUUUAUAGGGAAUUUGCACGUUGGAAGGUGAGGAACACUGCAAUUGAGAGAAGGGACCUCAUCCGGAACCCUGUGCCACUCAUGCCUGAGUUCCAGCGCAGCGUACGUUUGCUGGGCCGCAGACCCACAACUCAGCAGUUCAUCGACACUAUUAUUAAGAAAUAUGGGACCCACAUCCUCAUCUCAGCCACACUGGGAGGUGAGGAGGCGCUGACUAUGUACCUGGCCAAAAACAAGCUAGACAGGAAGCUUGCCAACGCUACUCAAAAUGUGGAAGCCCUUCAUCAGCUGGCCUCAUCCUACUUCAUCGACCGUGAUGGCACGAUGAGGAAGCUGCAUGAGAUCCAGAUUUCCACCAAUGCCAUCAAGGUGACAGAGACACGAACAGGGCCACUGGGAUGCAGUAGCUAUGACAAUCUGGACUCGGUUAGCUCAAUCCUCCUGCAGAGCCCUGAGAGCAAGCUUCAUCUGCAAGGUCUUCAGGUCAUUUUCCCAGAAUACCUGCAGGAGAAAUUUGUCCAGUCAGCUCUGAGCUACAUUAUGUGCAAUGGAGAGGGGGAGUAUGUGUGCCGUAACAACCAAUGCAUCUGUCAGUGUGCUGAGGAGUAUCCCCAGUGUAACUGUCCCAUCACCGACAUCCAGAUCAUGGAAAACACCCUAUUGUCUAUGUCUGAGACAUGGGCAGCGUCUUAUAAAGACUUUGAGAACUCUGAUGAAUUCAAGUCAUUCCUGAAGAGGCUGCCCUCCACUCAUUUCCUGCCCAUCAGCAGUGUGCAUCUUCUGUGGGGCAGUGACUGGGACCUCCAGGCCCGCUACAGGCUCCUUCAGAGCUCUCUGGAGAUCCAGCGGCUCAAGAUACAGCGCACCGCCCGCAAGCUUUUUGGCCUCAGCAUCCGUUGCCACCACAAUCCCAACCACCAGAUGCCUAGGGAGAGAUCUGUGAUGCAGUGGCUCAACAGGGUUCAAUCCUUCUUGUAUUGCAAUGAGAACGGGUUUUGGGGGACCUUUCUGGAGAGCCAAAGGACAUGCGUGUGCCACACAGGUGUCACAUUGUGCCAGCGACCCAUCCCAUGUGUCAUUGGAGGUAACAACAGCUGUGCCAUGUGCAGCCUGGCUAACAUCUCGCAAUGUGGCUCCUGCAACAAGGGCUACAAGUUGUACCGUGGUCGCUGUGAGCCUCAGAAUGUGGACUCAGAACGUAGCGAGCAGUUCAUCAGUUUUGAAACUGAUCUGGACUUUCAGGACCUGGAGCUGAAAUACCUGUUACAGAAAAUGGAUUCGCGAUUGUACAUUCAUACCACUUUCAUUAGUAAUGAGAUCCGACUUGAGACAUUCUUUGAUCCACGAUGGCGAAAGCGCAUGUCCCUGACUCUCAAGAGCAACAAAAACCGGAUGGACUACCUCCACAUGAUAAUCGGACUGUCAAUGAAGAUCUGCCAGAUGCGAAACAGCAGCAUUGAUCCGAUGUUCUUUGUUUAUGUCAACCCAUUUAGUGGCAGUCAUUCAGAAGGCUGGAGCAUGCCUUUUGGUGAGCAUGGUUACCCACGCUGGGAAAAAGUACGAUUGCAAAACUCACAGUGCUUCAACUGGACUCUCCUUUUGGGCAACAGAUGGAAGACCUUCUUUGAGACAGUGCACAUUUACCUGCGCAGCCGUGCCAAGAUCCCCACUGGCCUCCGCAAUGAUACAGGACAGGGCCCAGUAGAUUUGGGAGACCCUAACAAGCGUCAAAUCUACAUAAAAAUCUCUGAUAUCCAAGUGUUUGGUUACAGCCUGCGCUUUAAUGCUGACCUGCUUCGUAGUGCUGUGCAACAGGUAAACCAGUCAUACACACAAGGAACUCAGUUCUACUCAUCAUCAUCUGUUAUGCUUCUGCUACUGGACAUUAGGGAUCGGAUUAACCGUUUAGCGCCUCCUUCUGCGCCUGGAAAACCCCAGCUGGACCUCUUCUCUUGUAUGCUAAAGCAUAGGCUCAAGCUCAACAACAGUGAGAUGAUUCGAGUGAAUCAUGCCUUGGACAUGUACAGCACAGAGAUACUAAAACAAUCAGAUCAUCUGACUGCAAAACUCUGUUGAACGUAACAUCAAAUUAAGGAGAGCGAACUAAACAGAGACACUCUGGAAAUUAACUACGAGGGGAUGUUAAACCUAUUUUUUUCUCUUUUUCAUUUUUUGACCUUUUCUGCCUUUUGAUGUAAUAUUAACUUUGUAAGCAUAGUUCUUAAAAAAAAGAGGAAAAAACAGUGAGGAAAAGCUUUUCUGGCAGAUAAAGAAGAUUAAUGGAACCAUUAUAAGGACUGUAUCAUAUUUGUCCCAGCAUGUCUGUAAUUCCCUAAAAAGAACUAAAAAGAGAGUGGAAAAUAUAUAUAUAUAUAUAUUAAAUCUAUGUACUGGUGAAAAAGAGGCCUUGAUUUUAAUCUGAGGGAUCAAAGGUUUUAUCUGAAACUGCCAUUCUUUAUUGAAAAAAAAAGACAUUUUUAAAGGAAUAAUGAUAAAACACAAGGGCAGACCAGAUACGGUUUUAUUUCUCCAAACAUGCAAAGUAUUUCAGAUGUAAUGGACAGUUUAAUAAUGAAAUGUUUAUACAUUGUAAGGAUUAAAUAGCCCUAGUGAGUAAGUAGUUAACACAUUACUUAUAAAUUCCUUAUUAUGUUUCAGAUCCACAGUGAAUCUGCAUUGCUCUUAGUGAGUUAUGAGGCACUCUGUCAUUGUUCUGACACAAAAGGCACACAGCAGGGCAGUAAUGGAUAGUCAUGUUAAAUAACAAAAGCCAGCUGUUUAUAUAUACAUAUAUAUGUGGGUGAAUGCGUGUGUGUAUGCGCGAGUGUCUGUAUACCUUUUUUAGCUUGACGCUUAUUGCCGUUUGUUAAUUGAAUGUGUCACUUGAGAUUGACCCCAGUCUUUGCUGAAUCUUGCAUUUGGAGCGCUUCUUCCCGUGUUUAAAAUUCCAGCUGUGUUUUUCACAAAGCAGUACCUCCUGGUGCGUGAGUGCAAUAUUGUGGUCUGAAGAUUUAACAAUCGAUGCUAUUUUGUACAGCUUUGCAAAAUGUACAUGUUGUGACUGCUGAUUUGUGGAGCUUUUCGGCACUGAGAGUAAAAUGUAGACAUUCAUCAUUCAGGCACAUUUGCGAGACAACUUAAAGCCAUACACUUCCCUGAGGUAGACAUACAGUAAAGCAUAAAGCUUACCCCACACUUGUUUCAUUUGUAUGUCUUUGUGUUAUUCUCUCAGAUGACUUCAGAUAAGAGCACAGCAAAAAAAAGAAAGAUGACAAGGAGGACGUAUUAUGUUGAAUACGAUUGUUUUGUAAAGCCAUUGAAAUUCUACAUUUUUCUGCAGGAAAAGAAGAGAAAGAAGAAGAAACUGUUAUAUUACAGCUUAUAAUAACUUUUUGCCAAUGUUCAAUCUGUAAGCGUUUUAUGAUCCUGUGUAAAAAUGUCAGUUUUUUAUUUUAAAUUAUGAAAUGUAACAUUUUCUGCAUGUUGCUGAUAGCAUAAACAGAGCUGCAAAUUUGUUAAACACACUCGAAGUGAAACAUGAAACACUACCUAUGUAUUGAUCAUUUCAUUAAUUUGAGCAAUCCAAUUAUCCAAAUGCAACUGAUGAUGAGUUCUUUUUUGCAGGUCUUAUCAACUAAUGGAUUUUACACAGAAAGACAAGGUCACUCAUGUUGUACAACCCAAUAGUUAAGGAAUAGGAGACAUAUUCACUGCUUAAAUUUGGACUUAUUCUUAGUGUAAAGGCUGCUGUCAAACUUUAUUAUAUCUAAAAAGCCCAACGCUUUUCCAGUUGCUUUAUGACUUUUUUGUAAUUUUUUUUUUUUUUGUCUGUCAGUCUCUUGUUGUAUUUUAAUUUAUUUUUUUUUGUAUUUUUGCGUGUGUGUAUAUUUUAUGUUCUUUAAUCAUUACUCAUUACUCAACAUGUGAUGAGUCUAGUCUUGCAAAGACAGGUGUAUGCAGAGGUGUGCAAUAUAUUGAGGCCAACCUCAAUGUGACUGAAAUGUAGGUGCUAACAACAAAGAAAUUCAAAUUUCUUAAACAAGCUAUGGACUAGAGAGUUAAAAAAAAAGAAAAAAAAAUCCAAUUCUGAAGUAAAUUUUGGUUAAUUUCCCUACAUUCAAAAGUCAGGAAACCUUGAUGGUAUUCUUUCAAUGAAGGGUAUUGCCAAGAUGUAGGCUAACAAAAUCACAUCUGGCAAAUGUGACAAUGACUUUCUUUCUAAUUUGUUUAAUGUCAUCAGUCUGUGUGUAAAGUACUUUUAAUGCUUGAAAAAACAAUUAGUUUAAAAUAACUUAUCUAUUAAGUAAGUUUUAGGCUACAUGACAAAGCAAAAUCUAAUGCAUUUCAGGAGAUUUAAAAGUCGGAAAAAGUAAGCUUAGUUUAUUUUGGAAUCUUUGCGUUAGGACCACAAAGUCUCGGCUCUAUGCUUUUAUCAGGACGGUGUCAUCUAAAAAGCUGUGUGCUACACCUCUAGCUGAGAAUUCUCAGUUUGGAAAGUCUAGCUAAUUGGUAUGCUAAUGUUUGCAUGAUAACACUUUCUACUUUGAACUGAAUGUUAGCAUUGCCAUUGUAAGAUUUGCACACUGAUGAAAACACCAGUGUUGGGUCUCAUUUCACAAACUUCUGUACUAAUUCGCUCAAGUGAGAUCACAAUAAAAAAAGAAGGCCUACAGCUGCACGCAGCAAACACAGCCGACUGUGAAUCACUGAAUAUUCUUACCUACAGUGGUUGCCACAUAAUGGAUUAACUCUGUCAAUGAAGGUGCUAGUAGCAGCAAAGGUUAAUCAGGCAUUGACGGUACAUGUUUUGUGUUGUUGUUCGGUGUCAAUGCAUGUUAAAUCGUCGUCUUCAAUGUAGUAUUUUAUGUGUGGUCAGAAGCAAAGCAUAGCAAAAUUUAACUAGUGUGACAAUCGUCAUUGCAGCUGUCAUUGUUAGUAUGCGUACAAGUUGAGAUGUCGGAUUUGAGACGCUAACCUGUCAAAAUGCACUCAGUGCUCACGUAAUUACAGAGCAUACUUGUUGUGCAAUGUAUACUAAUGGAAGUAUGCAGGUAACAGGAGGCACAGUCCAAGAUCAGAGCUGAGCUGACAAAUGGAGAAAAAGCUAAAAUGACUUUAGGCGUCCAAAUGGACAUAAUCAUCACCUACAGAAAUCUACUGAAUAUAUAAUUGCUACUUAGUUUACCUUGAUUGAUUAGUAUCAGUUUUGGACUAGCUAAAUGGAUUGCUACCAAAUUAUUAUUAUUAUUAUUAUUAUUAUUAUUAUUAUUAUUAUUAUUAUUAUUAUUAUUAAGUGCCUGUUAUCAAUCCCUUUAACAUCUUUAGAGUGGGGAAAAAAUGUACUACACUAAAGAGUGACACUUAAUUAGUUUCAGAAUUUAAGACCAUAAAUGUCGAUUUAAGAUAGCCUACUCUGUUUAGCUCCUCUAUGAAACUUUACCUUAAAGGAGGCUUGUGCAUGAGGGGAAAUUGACCACCAGGCAGAAAAACUAAACAAACAAAUAAAAAAAAUAAAACAGAUUACCCAAACUAAUGGUGGAUAUAUUUGCCCCAUGUUGUACAAUAUAUGUGUAAAUAGGUGCCCCUUAACCAUAGCGAUGCUGUUCUGCUGUAACAUUGUUUAAUAUAACAGUACUGAAAGGGGAACAAAGACUAUUUCGAAAAAGCCCUUCAUCUGAGUACAUUAGCACAAAAUACAGAGCCCACCAUGUCUUGUAUCUAAUUACAUUCAUGACCAUUUAUGACUGUUUUUAUAUUGUCAAAACAUAUUGUAUAUUGCAGUUUAGUUUGAGCCACUGUCAAGAUCCAUAAAACAAGCACAUUUGCUCGUAUGGCAUUAUGCUACCACAGUGUUGCUUACUGUACAUGUAUCCAUAAAUCUGUGAAAAUUUUUACACCUAAUACCUUGCCUAUGUACCUUUUUUGCUUUUCUGUUGGGAUCAUUAUUUCAGCUUAUUUUAAAUGAAUGUUUCAUAUAAUAAUCUAUUUCUCAUUAAAAUGCUAUAUUUAA
This is a messenger RNA of Melanotaenia boesemani (Boeseman's rainbowfish), 6606 nucleotides long. RefSeq names its product bone morphogenetic protein/retinoic acid inducible neural-specific 1 (gene brinp1). The coding region runs from base 387 to 2672 and encodes 761 amino acids. The record is from RefSeq and is a predicted model, not a curated record. The transcript has 8 exons. Gene Ontology annotation, biological process: positive regulation of neuron differentiation; negative regulation of mitotic cell cycle. Lineage: Eukaryota; Metazoa; Chordata; Actinopteri; Atheriniformes; Melanotaeniidae.